Stereum hirsutum FP-91666 SS1 is the source of this 3369-nucleotide messenger RNA. RefSeq names its product TPR-like protein. The transcript is spliced from 7 exons. Gene Ontology annotation, molecular function: protein binding. The record is from RefSeq and is a predicted model, not a curated record. The coding region runs from base 1 to 3369 and encodes 1122 amino acids. Gene Ontology annotation, biological process: cell division. Lineage: Eukaryota; Fungi; Basidiomycota; Agaricomycetes; Russulales; Stereaceae.
AUGGACCGUUCGCUGAUGAAAGUGCGGAUUGAGAGCGGUGAAGCUGUCGUUGUCGGCCAUGGCUCAUCUGCAUCAGAUGCUUCCUACGAACAAUUCGAGGAGGAAGGUGAAGUAGAGGACGUCGAGAAAGCGAUAAAUGACUGGCGGCAGGCCUUCGCAUUGUUGCCUCCAGAUGACCGUCACCACGCACCCGCGGUACGAAACUUUGCAUAUGCCCUCAUGGAACAUUUCAAGCUCAAUCGAGCAACGGAUACCGAGGAAAUCGACGAAUCCGUCCAGCUCUUUCGAACUGCACUUGCACUUGUUCCGUUCGAGCAGAGAAAUCGCUAUUUGUAUCUGAGCGGGUUGGCAGCUGGCCUUCACUCCCGCUUUGAAUGCCACCACCGCUUGGACGACCUUGAGGAGGCAUAUCGCUUGAAUUGUGAAGCCUGGAAGACAUGUCCCUCAGACGAUCCAAAUUGUUCCAUCAUGUCGGGUAACCUUACCAACACGCUAUGUGCCAUGUUCAAACAGCACAAUCUAGUCGCAGAUCUCGACGCAACAGUCGAUGAUUUGCGUAAUUCAUUGCUAUCCGAACGAGAUGAGUUCACGGAACCGUCUAUCUCUACCAUUGAUACGGACAAAGAUGAUGAGCGGGAAGCCGUUGACGCGACUCGUGUAUCUUCCCUGAGGUAUUUGACAAAGGUGUUGCUUUCUCGUUUCGAUAGCUGGGCAAGGCGGGAGGACUUGGACGACGCUAUCUACUACCUUCGCGAGAUGAUUUGCAGAUGCUCUUCAGACUCUCUGGAAUAUUUUUCAACCUCAUUCGAUCUGCUCACUGCUCUUCACGAACGUUACGAUGGUCAAAAAAACGACGCAGACCGAGACGAGUGUAUAUCGCUUCGCCGCAUAGCUCUUGCUACUAUGUCGGACACCAAUCCGGAGCGCCCCUUGAUGCUACAAAACUUAGGUGUCCUCCUUGAAAGCCGAUACGACGACAAUGGCGUAGACCAAGACUUGGAGGACUCGGUGCGAUGUUACCGCGAUGCCCAAGCUCUCUGGCCCUCCGAGGCUCCUGAGCGUACCAACACACUCCGGAAGCUUUCCGACGCAUUGCGCACCUCAUUCAUUUUGCAUGGCCGUGAAGAAGACCUACAGGAGGCCUUGAAGUACGGCCGUGCAGCGAUCGUCCGUCCUCCCAAGGAUGCGGACGACGCGAUGUUGCUUAUGGCCCUUGGAAACAGUCUUACGGUGGAGUACGACUCUUCUGGAAAACAUGAGAGCUUGAUGGAGGCAAUCCAAUGCUUUCGAGAUGCUUUGUCCGUACUCUCCCUGGAUCAUGACGACCGCCAUCUGUUCCUAACGAACCUUGGAAAUUCUAUCCUGGACCUGUCUCGGUUGAGUAGACCGAACGAGAACUUGGAAGAAGCGACGGAGCUUUUCCGCGAUGCUGUUGUGCUCUGUCCUCCAGGUCACACAGGCCGCUUUAGUGCUCUGGUCAAUUAUGCGACAGCAAUCCACGAACGCUUCGAUAGACAUGGAAAUAUCACCGAUCUUGAAGAAGUGAUUAACAUCUAUCGAGAGGCAUUGACGCUCUUCUCUGAUGGGAACCAACAGAGGUUUCAUCCAUUAGUGAAUCUAGGCAAUGCCGUCCUGGAUCGAUUUGAGCAGCAGGGACGGAAAGAGGACAUCGACGAAGUAGUGGCACUCUACUAUCAGGCCCUCCCCUUACGCCCGACAGGGCAUUCUGAACGUCCGGUGUGUCUAACCAAUCUGGCAGAUGCCUUACACGCGCGGUUCGAUUUGGAAGGGCGGCUGGACGAUUUGGAGCAGGCCGUCUGUUAUGGUCGUGAAUGCGUCGCACUGUGUGAUCACGGUCAUCCGAGGCUUUCCCUAUAUCUGAACAAUCUUGGAACAGGGCUUUACGCCCUAUUCAAGAAGCAGGGAAAACGAGAAAUUAUUGACGAGUCCAUCUCUCUCCAUCGUUCAGCUCUUCAUCUACGUCCUGUAGGGCAUCCAGAUCGUUCUUGGUCCCUCAACAAUCUCGUGGAUGCUCUAAAUGCACGCUUCUCUCUUGAACAUCGUCCACAAGACAUAGAAGAAGCAGUCAGCUUAAGUACCGAAGCCGAAGCUAUAGUCAGGCGCACUAGUCAUCAUACGCUCACAAACAUAAAAGUCAGCUUGGCAGAGUCGUACCUCUUGCAGGACAACGUCGACGCCGCCUGUCAAAUGUUUGAGAAGGCUGCAUCGUACGCCAAUGCGACACUAGAGGAUCGCUAUCGAGCAACAUACUUAUGGGCCACAUCGGCGUACAAGUGUACCCACUCGAGCACACUCAAGGCUUACGAAUGCGCGUUGGUGCUCCAAAAAGAGUGCAUCGUCACGCGAGCCACCAUCGAAAUACAACACCGGUUCCUCGCACGAUCAGACCUGGAGCGUGCGGUUGAGAUGCUAGAGCAGGGUCGAGGACAACUCUGGUCCAAGAUGCGAGACUACAGACAUCCUUUAGAUGACCUUCGCGGAGUGGAUCCCGAACUCGCACAGAUAUUCAAUGACACGAGCUCCGAACUCGACAAGCUGGCUAGGUCCAGUGCCUCGGAGCCAAUUUCUGGGGUAUCGGCGGAACCACAGUCGGGUUUUGACAAGAAGGCCACACAACAGCGUCUAUUGUCAGAGAAGUGGGAUGAAACAGUCCAGAAAAUUAGAGAGAUUGAUGGGUUUUCUGAUUUUCUCCGGAUCAAACCAUACAGCUCUCUCCAAGCUGCUGCGGUGGGCGGGCCUGUCAUCAUUGUCAACAUGAACUCUCUCCGCUGUGACGCAUUUAUCUUGCGCAACACUGGUCCGCCGACCGUCGUGCCGCCCUCCUCAGAUCUUCCGACAGUUGUUACUCGCCUCUCGCGUCAGAUGAUACCUAUCAAGCGCAGAGCUCUGGACCGGGCCCGGUAUGUCUGUGAACCUGUCGUCAAAGAGCUCAUUCGGUUCAAGGGAGACGGCGGCCUAGAACCACGACAGAACGAAUUGCCCCGUAUAUGGUGGUGUCUAACCAGCAUGCUAGGUUCUUUGCCCAUUCACGCUGCGGGGCCAUACGUCGAAGGACAGAAGAAUCUAUCGGACUACUUCAUAUCCUCAUACACCCCCACUUUAUCUUCUCUCAUUGCUUCAAGACGAGCUCGGCGUACUGAUCCAAUACCCGAGCCUUCCGUGGCCCAGCUACUAGCUGUUGGACAAUCCAAAGCUCUCCCACAAGUCAACCAAGAGUUCAAGGAAAUUCAUAACAUACUCGGGGACAGCGUACAUAUCCAGGACGACGUCCAGGCGACACCGAAAUCUGUUGUUCGCCAACUCAAAAACCACCCAUGGGUCCACUUCGCAUGCCACGGAUCCCGGUAA